Messenger RNA from Suricata suricatta (meerkat), 2127 nucleotides. RefSeq names its product BAF chromatin remodeling complex subunit BCL7A (gene BCL7A). Bases 1 to 663 code for a protein of 220 amino acids. NCBI's taxonomy places the organism in Eukaryota, Metazoa, Chordata, Mammalia, Carnivora, Herpestidae. The transcript is spliced from 6 exons. The record is from RefSeq and is a predicted model, not a curated record.
AUGCAGACCAGACAAAACGUGCCUGUGGGCCGCUUGUUUGCCACCCCAGAUAGAAGGUUGGAGAAGAAGUGGGUGACUGUGGGUGACACAUCCCUGCGAAUCUACAAGUGGGUCCCUGUGACAGAGCCAAAGGUGGAUGAUAAGAACAAGAACAAGAAAAAGGGCAAAGAUGAGAAGUGCGGCUCAGAGGUGACCACUCCGGAGAACAGCUCCUCCCCGGGGAUGAUGGACAUGCACGACGACAACAGCAACCAGAGCUCCAUAGCGGACGCCUCCCCCAUCAAGCAGGAGAACAGCAGUAACUCCAGCCCCGCUCCGGAGCCCGCCUCGGCCGCGCCCGGCGAAGGCACUGACGCCAAGGCGGAUGAGACCCAGGCCGACGGGAAGGAGCUCCCUGGGGCCGAAGAUGCUUCCGACGAGCAGAAUUCACAGUCCUCAGUGGAAAACUCGAUGAACAGUUCAGAGAAAGUAGAACGGCAGCCAUCUGGGGACGCGGGUCUAGUGGCAGAGACGUCCGCAAUCUCUCAGGUACCUCGAUCCAGGCCUCAGAGGGGCAGCCAGAUCAGCCGGGAGCCCGCUGGGGUGUCGGGGGAUUUGGAAGGAGCACCAGCCUCUAAGAAGCUGAAGCUGGAGGCCUCACAACAGAACUCCGAAGAGAUGUAGACACUACACUCAGUCCUGCCGUCUGCGCUUCGCAGGAGACCCACCUGCAGGCUGAAUUCUAGAACAAUUUCCCCCGAGCGGUUCCUCUCGGGUGCAGACAGAACUACUAACUUUCCAAGUUUACCAAGUGCAAAUCCAAGAAAACCCAGAACAGCGUAACUUCUCAGACACUGAAGAACUUUCUGCUGUGAGCAAAACACUUGAGUCUCGAAGGGACUGUCCUUGGGAAGGCGGCGUUGACAGCGCUCAGGAGUGUCUGCACACUGUCUCUGAAGCCAAGAUUACGUUUGUGUUGCUGCUGCAUUGUUUCGUCCCCCUCCGCCACCUCCCACUUCUCUAACGGUAUAAGCUAUAUUCGCGGGUGGUGCCGAUCAGGAAAUCGGUUUUCGUCGGGGCUUUUCACUGUUCAGCCGAUUCCUUCCGCUUUCUUUUUUUGUGCCUUGUGCCCUUGAGGUGACCUCUGGCAUGUUUUCCCAGUUGUUUUGCAUCUCCCCUUGCAAAGUGCUCUCGGUUUUGUCUGGGCAGCCGGUGCCACCAUCCUCGACAUCUCUCUCCUCCCUGACCCGGGACUUCAGCUGGAGUGGAGCAGGCAGGGAGGAGGGGAGGCCUUGGAAGAGCAGAGCCUCCUUGGCCGCCUGAUUUGCAGGUGCAGCUAGGGGGGUCGGGGGAGAGGGGCCAAGCACGCCCUGGGCCCUGGGUCCUGGGUCCAAGGUCCGAGGAGUCUCGGAUGUUGGGGCACUGUCCCCGAAGGCGGGCCACUUCCUCGGGGCGUCUGAGGCUGCGGUUUCCCAGCCCAGCGUGGCCCGGACAGGUACACAGAACCCUCAGAUUGGCCCGACACUCUACCCUCUACCCCCACCACACCGCUUUCGCCCGCACCUCUGAAGACAGAACGGCUUCUCGGCGGACUGCAGGCCUGGCUCCUUAGGCUGAGGCAGGGCUGAGGAGGCCGGGCGCCCGAGGCAGGAAUCGCUGGUGCUGAAUCUCCAUCCGAGCGUGCUGCCUGGAUUUCAAAUCCACAGUAGCCUGCUGCCCUCUGCCUCCCUGGCUCCCCCGGGCGCCCCCCUGCCUGCCCCGGGGAGGUGAGAUUGCAAAGCGUUCCUGACUCUUGAGAGCCAACAACGGCCCAUCGCCUCGUGCUCCCAGGAUGCGCUGAUGGUCCCCGCUGGGGAGCAGACCCUGAGGGUUGGGCCUCAAAGGCCAGAAACCAGGCACCGGGGAGCAGAAAGCCCUACGCUCCUCCAGAAAGGGGUGACUGAGUCCCCCUCCCCUGGCCUCCGUCCUGUGCCUCUGCCAGGACAGCUUCCUCUCACUCAAAUGGCGAUGCCCCCCGUGGACGAACUGCCGGAUUGUUUGGUUCUGAGGCCUGGUUUGCUCUUAAUUCCUAGACGGACUCCUCGGACUUUAACCCUUUUCCUGAGCUUUCUUUACUGCACUGGAGUUCAACUUCCUUUGAGUUGUGUG